UUACAUUUUGCACAUACUAUAUUUUUAUAAUUUGGUGACAAAAAUUUUAAAGAUGCUUACUAGCAUAAUAAGUUAUGCGAUAGUUGGAAAUCCAGUUAGUAAAAAAAUUGGUGAAUUCUUGUGGGGUCAGCAAGGUUCCGCAAUAAAGACGGCUGUUACGAACACCACCCAAGCUCUAGACAAUCCAGUUCUAACCACUUCACCAACAAUCCGUAGUCUUAUGUAUAAUGACGUUAACAUGAUUAGAAUUGCAUGUGUUAGUGGCGCAGCUGCUGUUCUUAUUGGUGCAAUUGGUUCACGUUGCCACCAUAACAAUACUGGGAAGGGGAAUGAUAGUUAUAGUUUCGGUACAGCAAACCAAUUUCAUGCUUUUCAUACAUUAGCACUUUUUUUUGUCCCGUUGGCGAAGUAUCCUAAAGUAACUACUGCACUAAUGGUAGUAGGAAAUGUAAUGUUUUGUGGAGUACACUACUAUCAAGGCUUAACUGGCAAGAGGAUCUGCAGAAGUAUUGCACCAAUGGGAGUCACUUGUCUAAUAAUGGGUUGGAUAUCUUUUAUAAUAUAAUGCUAUUAUAUUAUGCAAUACAAAAUUCAUUAGUUUUCAAAUGAACAAUUGAUCAAUUGAUUCAAACUUGAAAUAAACGUGUGUGCAAAGCAUGUUUUUAAAUAUAUUUGCAUUAACA
Molecule: messenger RNA, 683 nt
Organism: Teleopsis dalmanni
Lineage: Eukaryota; Metazoa; Arthropoda; Insecta; Diptera; Diopsidae
Product: transmembrane protein 256 homolog
Exons: 3
Coding region: 53-565 (170 amino acids)
Source: RefSeq, a predicted model, not a curated record